CAGAUUACCACCAUGAGGUAUACAAGAUCUCUGACUACAGCAAUGAUGUUAAUGGGGAGACCAAAGAAACACAACCCAUUUUUUUAGGAGAUGAAAGCCGGGAAAUUAAAAAACAAAUUACAGGGAUGAGAAGAUUACUGAAUGACAGCGCUGGAAGAAUCUAUCAGCGCGUUGGCAAAGAAGGAGAAAAACUGAAGGAAGAACCCCAGGAUUUAGACUUAGCCUGGGCCCAGCGCCUGAACCCCCCUGCAGAGUCCCAGGCGAGCCUCCAUCCUUCUCAGAGUGGUGCAUGGAAUGAAUUAUCACCCCAAACCAGCCAUUUUUCAGGGCAGUAUGGAACUCGGUCUAAAACCUUCCAAAAUCAAACGAGAACCGUGGGAUCCAAUGGGGAAAUUCCAGGGGUGAAUUCCUCAGUAGGACCAAACUGCUGUACUUGUAACUGUCAGUCAACCUUGCAGGCCAUUCUCCAGGAACUCAAGACCAUGAGGAAGUUAAUGCAGAUUCAAGCAGUUGGAACCCAAAAUAGACAGCAGCCUCCCGUUCCCCUGAUCUGUGCACAGAAGGCAACCAUAUCAAGGAAGAGAAAUAAAAAGAAAAAAUUGCCCCAAAAGACUUUUGAACCAAUUACUGUGAAUAAGAAGUCCAGCACUGUAGAGAAUGAAAAGAAACUGUCAACCAACUCUGAAAAAUCCAGUCUGCACGCAGCUGAACCUGCUCUCAAACCAGAGACCCCCAUUUCAGGAUUUGGUAUCAUUCUUGAAUCGCCUUCCUCAGAUCCAGAAGUGCAGCUUGCUGAAGGCUUUGAUGUCUUUAUGCCCAAAUCUCAGCUGGACUCUAUAUUGUCAAACUAUACACGCUCAGGAAGCUUACUGUUCAGAAAGCUGGUCUGCGCAUUUUUUGACGACAAGACUUUGGCUAACUCUUUACCCAAUGGGAAGAGGAAAAGAGGACUCAAUGACAAUCGAAAAGGAUUAGACCAAAACAUCGUGGGUGCAAUAAAAGUCUUCACAGAAAAAUACUGCACUGCUAACCAUGUGGAUAAACUUCCUGGGCCCAGAGACUGGGUACAGAUUCUGCAGGAUCAGAUUAAACUGGCAAGACGGCGAUUAAAAAGAGGCUCAGCUGAGGCAACUGACUGUGAUGAGAAACCGGACAUUUCUCUACUACAAACAGGUAACAUUUUUGAGACCCCAACAGAUAACCUGGUAGACACAAAAGCAGACUUUUCUGCUUAAAUUUUACUUCCUACGUCAGUGUUUCAUUAGCAGACACAAACAUCCUUCAGUUUGAAUGGCGUUCCUGCAAGAUUGGUGUGAGCGUUUCAGUCUGCUGCGAGGUGUGGAUGUCCUGUGCUGUUCUCUCUUCAAGUCCGAGUUGUUUCACAUACUUGCUACGUGACAUGGAACAAUAAAGGCACCAAAUUGUUUCAAGAUUUUUUUUUUUUUUAAUUUUUUUGCAUCUUAACUAGAAAUGAGUUGCUCAGUAUCAAGUAUAUUUCCUAACUAGUGUGGUAUCCACUGCUGCUGGAUGAAUUCCCUUGCCUUUGAUUUUCCUCCAUGAUUGUAUGCAUGCUGAGCAUAUUUCAUCUUAAAUUAUACAGAAGCUAAAGAACACAGAUGGAUGACUCUCUUCCCACCCAAGGGAGUUAUGAUGGCAUCUCUCUUCUUCAUGGGUCAAGAAAGCUAAUAGAAAUGCUUGGUUAGGCAAAUUGGUUAGUCCUUUUGGUUCUGAAGACCCACUUUUCAAUUUUGAGUGCUAUUUCUCUGAAGAAAAAUGGUAAAAACUUCCAGUCGUAUACCGUCUAGCAUAGGAGGCACUUAAUGAAUGUAGCCACGUGGAGGUGAAAGCAGAGUGCAAGCUGAUAACGUCCAUUUCCUACUGUGGUGAUAUUUACAAGGCAUUUGUGACACUCCCAAGCCCAGAUCCGAGUGAGGCAGCUUGCCAAGCGUUUUCAUUUUGCAGACUAUUUCAGAAGACCCUUCUCUCUCCACCUUCCCCCAGCCUCUCCAAAUCCCUCACUGUAAGGAUCUCAAAAUGUUUUAUUUUGCAGACCACCAGGACAGGGACCACCACCCUCUGCUGGGUCACAGACCAUGGUUUGAGAACCACAGCUCUUGCAGACCAGAGGCCACCUACGAAAACCUCCAUCCAGAUUGGCACUCUGUUGACAGUCUCAGCAGUUAGGAUGAGUGAAUCAAGCCAGAGAUUGAACUACCCUCUCAGAGAGAGAAGUGGUUCCUUCAGGUGAGGGAGGAGGCAAUAGCUCAUGUCGCCCUCAGGGCAGCCUAUAACUCUCCAUCUUUCACUAGCACUAAAUUCACUUUAAAAAAGAUAGGGGGAAAACUAUAGGAAGGCUCUUACCUGGCAGAAUAUAUUGAUCCCUGGCCAAUUAACUAAGACAAUGCAUUUCCUGGAACUCAGCAGACAGAUUGCUGAAGCUUUUGCUACUAUUUUCUUUUCCUUCAUAUAUUUGAGGCCUAUCAUGAAGCUUUCUCCUUGAAACCAUUUGGCCUUUUUAUGGGUGUUUUUAACUAAAGUGCUAUUACAGGAAGUGGGAAUUUUUUUUUUUCCAAAAUAUUUUAAGUCUUUUUGGCGGCUUCUCUCAAGGAACUAUUUCUUCUGAACAUUCAUUGACAAACAGGCCUGAGCGUCAGACAUCCUGAAUGCCCACAAAUAACACUGAAGCCUUCAGGAGCUGCAGGUUCUCUCGGCACCUUUUGAAAAUGAGACCGUCAAGCAUUCCCUGCCUAUUUAAAAAUGUAUUGUUAAAGGCAACAAUGUUCUCUGUAAAACUGUGGAAUAUAUUGAAUGUGCACUGCAGACCUUAAAAGAGCAUUUCCUUCAAAGGCUGGUGUGGCCGCUUCCCCUAUGCCUUGUAAUCCCUGUGCUCCAAGGAGGGUGGCAGGGAGCCGCAAGGUCCAUGCGGCGAGUUGGUCCAGUCCAGAGCAGAAUGCUAACACGGCAGAAUCAGCAUUUUGUAAAUUUUGAGAUUGCAUUUGUGUUUACUUACUGUGACUACUGUUCAGACUUUCUUCGGAAAUCUUUUUUAUAGGGUUUAUUAGAGAGAAAAAUCAUUCCAUAUUUAGGUAAAACGUCUCAAUCUUCUGUAUAUAUGUUUUAUUAAUAUGUAAAUAUUUAGAUAUUUUUAAAUGACUAUGUUCUUAAUAAAACAACAAGGGACUAGUUGUGAAAUGGUGUAUAACAUUGUGUCGUGUUACGGAUCUCUGGGAAACCCUCUUUGUCAGUUCAGAAAAGAAAAACCCACAAUAAAUAACAUUAAUUGAC
Molecule: messenger RNA, 3285 nt
Organism: Alligator sinensis (Chinese alligator)
Lineage: Eukaryota; Metazoa; Chordata; Crocodylia; Alligatoridae
Gene: BEND7
Product: BEN domain containing 7
Exons: 8
Coding region: 126-1235 (369 amino acids)
Molecular function (GO): DNA binding
Source: RefSeq, a predicted model, not a curated record